Saimiri boliviensis boliviensis (Bolivian squirrel monkey) is the source of this 2274-nucleotide messenger RNA. It is a transcript of the gene APCDD1, whose product is annotated as APC down-regulated 1. The record is from RefSeq and is a predicted model, not a curated record. Gene Ontology annotation, molecular function: Wnt-protein binding. Lineage: Eukaryota; Metazoa; Chordata; Mammalia; Primates; Cebidae. Gene Ontology annotation, biological process: negative regulation of Wnt signaling pathway. Gene Ontology annotation, cellular component: plasma membrane.
GGCACAGAGCGAGCUCAGCUGCCCGGGCACCGGAUCGGAGCGCGGCGAGCGAGAGGGCCCCGAGCAGGACUGGAGAUGUCCUGGCCGCGCCGCCUCCUGCUCAGAUACCUGUUCCCGGCCCUCCUGCUGCACGGGCUGGGAGAGGGCUCUGCCCUCCUUCAUCCAGACAGCAGGUCCCACCCUAGGUCCUUAGAGAAAAGUGCAUGGAGGGCUUUCAAGGAGUCACAGUGCCAUCACAUGCUCAAACAUCUCCACAAUGGUGCAAGGAUCACGGUGCAGAUGCCACCUACAAUCGAGGGCCACUGGGUCUCCACAGGCUGUGAAGUAAGGUCAGGCCCAGAGUUCAUCACAAGGUCCUACAGAUUCUACCACAAUAACACCUUCAAGGCCUACCAGUUUUAUUAUGGCAGCAACCGGUGCACAAAUCCCACCUAUACUCUCAUUAUUCGGGGCAAAAUCCGCCUCCGCCAGGCCUCCUGGAUCAUCCGAGGGGGCACGGAAGCUGACUACCAGUUGCACAACGUCCAGGUGAUCUGCCACACAGAGGCGGUAGCCGAGAAGCUGGGCCAGCAGGUGAACCGCACCUGCCCAGGUUUCCUCGAAGAUGGGGGCCCCUGGGUGCAGGAUGUGGCCUACGACCUCUGGCGGGAGGAGAAUGGCUGUGAGUGCACCAAGGCUGUGAACUUUGCCAUGCAUGAGCUUCAGCUCAUCCGGGUGGAGAAGCAGUACCUUCACCACAACCUCGACCAUCUGGUUGAGGAGCUCUUCCUUGGCGACAUUCACACCGAUGCCACCCAGAGGAUGUUCUACCGGCCGUCCAGUUACCAGCCCCCACUGCAGAAUGCCAAGAACCACGACCAUGCCUGCAUCGCCUGUCGGAUCAUCUAUCGGUCAGACGAGCACCACCCUCCCAUCCUGCCCCCGAAGGCGGACCUGACCAUUGGUCUGCACGGGGAGUGGGUGAGCCAGCGCUGCGAGGUGCGCCCCGAAGUCCUCUUCCUCACCCGCCACUUCAUCUUCCACGACAACAACAACACCUGGGAGGGCCACUACUACCACUACUCAGACCCGGUGUGCAAGCACCCCACCUUCUCCAUCUACGCCCGGGGCCGCUACAGCCGCGGCGUCCUCUCCUCCAGGGUCAUGGGAGGCACUGAGUUUGUUUUCAAAGUGAAUCACAUGAAGGUCACCCCCAUGGAUGCGGCCACAGCCUCACUGCUCAACGUCUUCAACGGGAAUGAGUGCGGGGCCGAGGGCUCCUGGCAGGUGGGCAUCCAGCAGGAUGUGACCCACACCAAUGGCUGCGUGGCCUUGGGAAUCAAACUACCUCACACGGAGUACGAGAUCUUCAAAAUGGAGCAGGAUGCCCGGGGGCGCUAUCUGCUGUUCAAUGGCCAGAGGCCCAGCGACGGGUCCAGCCCAGACAGGCCGGAGAAGAGAGCUACGUCCUACCAGAUGCCCUUGGUCCAGUGCGCCUCCUCUUCGCUGAGGGCAGAGGACCUCGCAGAAGACAGCGGAAGCCGCCUGUAUGGCCGAGCCCGUGGGAGGCACACGCAGCCCCUGCCUCUGACUGCACUCGCCUGCCUUGUCACUCUGCUGCACUGGGACAUCCGCAGAUAGACGUUUUAGAAAGUCAUAUUUUUCCAAAGCAGGAUUCCUUACUAUGGACAGAUUUUCUUUACUGAAAUAAAAGACAUUUAUUCUUUUGAUGCACUUGAAUGCCGGAGAACUGUCCUUUUUCUCCUCUCCCUCCCAGCCCCUGAGUCAUGAACAGCUAGGAGUGUUUGAAGUUUCUGCUUUGAACUCCGUCCAGCCUGAUCCCUGGCCUGAGCAACUUCACAACAGUAAUUGCACUUUAAGACAGCCGAGGGUUUUGGACGAGCGUGUUUGGUAGCAGGGAUGAAAGCUGGGGCCUCUUAUUUUUUUCUCUUAAUUAUUAUUAUAUUUCUGAGUUGAACUUAGAAGAAACAACUAUCAAGCUACAACUGUUCCUGCCAUUUUCCUGUGGUUGCAGCCUGACUUCCUUUGAAAUUCUUUUACUUUCUGAGUUAUAUAUGCUGGAAUCUAAAGCAGAAUUGGUUUGGGACUGUGAUCAAGACAACUUUUAUUAAUAAAGAAGAGACACAGGUGUAGAUAUGCAUAUACGAAAAGAUGUACGGUCUGGCUAACCCACCUUCACAGCCUUUAUGCAAACAAAGGGAGAAUCAAAGCUUUCAUUUCAGAAAUGUUGUGUGGAAAAGUAUCUGUAAUUAAAGUUUCAAAGUAAUUUAACCU